Messenger RNA from Cervus elaphus (red deer), 2893 nucleotides. RefSeq names its product MAGUK p55 scaffold protein 3 (gene MPP3). The coding region runs from base 234 to 1991 and encodes 585 amino acids. Gene Ontology annotation, molecular function: protein binding. The transcript is spliced from 20 exons. The record is from RefSeq and is a predicted model, not a curated record. NCBI's taxonomy places the organism in Eukaryota, Metazoa, Chordata, Mammalia, Artiodactyla, Cervidae. Gene Ontology annotation, cellular component: cell-cell junction; plasma membrane.
CCCAGGUAGGAACCGGCGCGGGCGAUGGACCACGGACUCGGAGCCGUAGGGGCCCGGCAGGAGGGGAGGAUGGGCUGAGACCCGCCUCUCAGGCACAGGCAGCCUCGCGGCCCAGGGAAGCCCCCCAGCUUGGUUCCUUCCCAAAGCGAGCCGGAGUCUGUGCUUGGGGGAGUGGGGGGCACAGCUCGAAGGAGCCAGAGGAAUCCACAGGCAGAGAUCUAAGCGGCACAGACAUGCCGGUGCUGUCUGAGGACUCCGGUUUGCAUGAAACCCUGGCACUACUGACCUCUCAGCUGAGACCUGACUCCAACCACAAGGAAGAGAUGGGCUUUCUGAGGGAUGUUUUCAGCGAAAAAAGCCUCAGUUAUUUAAUGAAGAUCCACGAGAAGCUUCGCUAUUACGAGAGGCAAAGUCCAACCCCCGUCCUGCACAGCGCUGUGGCCCUCGCCGAAGAUGUGAUGGAGGAGCUGCAGGCUGCCUCUGUGCACAGCGACGAGAGGGAGCUGCUCCAGCUGCUGUCCACCCCCCACCUCAGGGCCAUGCUCAUGGUACACGACACAGUCGCCCAGAAGAAUUUUGACCCCGUUCUCCCCCCUCUGCCUGAUAACAUCGACGAGGAUUUUGAUGAAGAAUCAGUGAAGAUUGUCCGCCUGGUGAAAAACAAGGAACCCUUGGGGGCCACCAUCCGGCGGGAUGAGCACUCAGGGGCUGUUGUGGUGGCCAGGAUCAUGCGAGGGGGCGCAGCAGACCGGAGCGGGCUGGUCCACGUUGGAGACGAGCUCCGGGAAGUGAACGGGAUCACAGUCCUGCACAAGCGGCCCGAUGAGAUUAGCCAGAUUCUGGCGCAGUCCCAGGGAUCCAUCACCCUGAAAAUCAUCCCAGCCACCCAGGAGGAAGACCGCCUAAAGGACAGCAAGGUGUUCAUGCGGGCCCUCUUCCACUACAACCCUCGGGAAGACCGGGCCAUUCCUUGCCAGGAGGCAGGCCUGCCCUUCCAGCGCAGGCAGGUCCUGGAGGUGGUGAGUCAGGAUGAUCCCACGUGGUGGCAGGCCAAGCGAGUGGGGGACACCAACCUUCGAGCUGGCCUCAUCCCUUCCAAGCAGUUCCAGGAAAGGCGACUGAACUACCGGAGAGCCACAGGCACCCUGCCGAGUCCCCAGAGCCUCAAGAAGCCCCCCUAUGAUGAGCCCUGUGACAAAGAGACCUGUGACUGUGAGGGGUAUUUCAAAGGACAUUACGUGGCUGGUCUUCGGAGGAGCUUCCGGCUGGGCCGCAGAGAGAGACUGGGAAGCCCACAGGAAGGAAAGACAUCUGCAGUGGCCGAGUCUCCGGAGCUGCCGACUUACGAGGAGGUGACCAGGUACCAGCACCAGCCUGGCGAGCGGCCCCGCCUGGUGGUUCUGAUCGGGUCUCUGGGAGCCCGACUACACCAGCUGAAACAGAAGGUGGUGGCAGAGAACCCUCAGCAUUUUGGUGUUGCUAUUCCACAUACCACCAGGCCCCGGAAGAGCCAUGAGAAGGAAGGAGUAGAGUAUCACUUUGUCUCUAAGCAAACAUUUGAAGCUGACUUGCAUCACAACAAGUUCCUGGAGCAUGGUGAAUAUAAGGAAAACCUGUACGGAACCAGCCUGGAAGCCAUUCGGGUUGUGAUGGCCAAAAACAAAGUUUGUUUGGUGGACGUGGAGCCAGAUGCACUGCAACAACUGAGGACCUCAGAGUUUAAACCCUAUGUUAUAUUUGUAAAGCCUGCAGUUCAGGAAAAAAGGAAGACGCCACCCAUGUCUCCAGCUUGUGAGGAUGCAGCAGCCCCACUUGAUGAGGAGCAGCAAGAGAUGGCCGCCUCUGCCUCCUUCAUAGACCAGCAUUAUGGGCACCUGGUGGAUGCUGUACUGGUUAAGGAGGACCUCCAGAGUGCGUACAGCCAGCUCAGAGCGCUCUUAGAGAGGCUGAACAAGGACACUCACUGGGUACCUAUUAGUUGGGUCAGGUGACUGUAUCCUAGAACAUCCAGAUUGGAGGGGACCUGGAAGACCACCUGGCCCAGCCUACCCCAUGCUACCAUUAAGGAAUCUCAAGUGAGAGGGGCAGAAAUUUCCAUAAACUCCAUCCUCAAGAAGAGUCUCUGUGGGAAGUCUUGUUUGUCAUUGGUUUUUGUCCAUUGCUUUUCACUGCACUCCUUUGGAGCAGAAAACACAAGUCAAAAGGGGGUAUAUAUCACAGUAUAACACAUGUCAUUCAUUAAAGUAUCACAGGCAAGUUGACCCUGAUUCUCUGUACCAAAGUUGAGUAGCCACUGUCUUUAGGCGGGGGAGGUAGUGGUGAAUGUAUGCAGUACCAGUUUGCAGAGGUAAUUUAAGCUUUAUAAACACUGACACUUCAUUUAUCGGGCUUUGUCUGAAGUUGAGUUGUUUUACCCAGGAGGACUUAACAUGCAACUGAAGUUCGCCUGUCUUCAGGCAGUAAAAUGUUGAUCUUUUGAAAGUUUUUGAAAGUUUUUGUUUGCCUUGCAAUGGAAAAUGUGGUUCUCUGCCUUCUUGAAUAGUGAGCAUUCACAAACUUUUUUGACAGACUAAGAUAUGCUUCCCUGUCACCAUGAGUUAUUGUACUAUUCUAUGAUACGGUGGUGUUUUCAGGGACUCUUGUGGAAUGUAAGGCUGCUUGUGCCUUUUCUAUAUAUCCUCAGACUCCAAAAAUUUACCCUUGCUUGCUUUGAUUUAUUCUGUUCUGUCACUUGUCUCUCGUUACUGACAGUUGCCCUGGUUCUCACCUGUCCCUUCCUUCAGAUUAUAGGAGCUCCUGACAUGCUAGGUCAUGGAAAAACAGAUGAUCCCCACACCUCCAGCCCCCACCCCCAUCAAAUCUAUGUCUAAACCACAAUAAAUCAGUCCUGACC